AACUGUAUCUUCUACUCCACAUCAUGCGUCACCGUCCCAUGCCUUAAGAUGGCAUAAGGUGCAGAAUUUGCUUGCUGAUUUUAAGAUUUUUGCCUAAAAGUUGACGUGGGUUUCUACCUUUGGCUCUGUAAAAAUGAUUAUAUCGUGACAGGGGAUUUUAGAUCCAAUCCCUUACUUGUUAAGGAGCAAACUUUUUGUCCUUUGUGUUUGCAAAUUCCAAAGUUAAUGUCACAAAGAAAUGCCCGUUGACGUUGACGGUCUUCCCAAUAGAAUCUAUUGGGAGCUCCUCCGUCGCCGGGCGGUCUCAUAUUCCAUCGCCUUGUGGAGCAGCGUUGCUGCCUUUACCAUUUGGGACUGGCCAUGAGACAUACAUUAGAUUUUUCCUCUUUUGUUUUAGUGUUUGAAUGUUGCCGAUGGUAGAUUGUAAAACAAAAUACCAUCUUUCGGGACUGAAUGGCUUAUUUCUGCCUUGCUUUAUCUUCAAACAUUCUGAAGAAACUGUAGUUGAUUUCUUGAAGUUGAUCUUCUGUCUUUUAAAGCACAAGCACAAAUGGCAAACAUAGCCUUUUCCUUUUGGUUUAUUUGUGGACAUAUUUUUAUACCAAAUUGACUAAAAAUGGGAGAUUUCUUCUUCACAUUUUGUUUCAUUUGAAUUGCCUUUAUUUUCUUAAAUAGAAAAGGUUCAAUUAUCAUGUUCGAAUUUUUUUAUAUUCCCAAAAGUGCCAUGCGAGAUAUCAACAAAAUGAUGCGGAGAUUUUGGUUUGUUGAGGACAUCCAGAAGAAGAGAAUAGAAUUCAUUGUGUCGAUUGAGCGAGUAUGGGCAAAGACAGAUAUUGGAGGUCUCGGGUUCAGGGAUGCACAACACGAGGAGAUCAUAUGCUGGUGGGUUUGUAGAGGAUGACCAACAAAGGAAACUUGCUCUUCCAAAACCAAAAUUACCAAACGGGCAGUGCCCAUCUGGAUUUCUUGAUUAUGCAGUAAACAUGAUCAAUUUGGAAGGGAGAAAUUUAUCUUAUCUCACUGCCAGUGGAUAUGGUUUACGAGAGACAUUAUUCUAUGGACUCUUUUCUCGUCUGCAAAUAUACAGAACCCGAAGUGAGAUGCUACUUGCUCUCUCAUGCAUAACUGAUGGAGUACUAUCUUUAGAUGGUGGGAUGAUCAAGAAAUCUGGUGUAUUUGCCUUGGUAGCAGGAAAGAUAUAGAGGUAAAGUUUCCUAUAGCCUCUGUGAGAUCUAAUGCACCUGCGAACUACAUCCAAACUGAAGAUAUGAUCAGGAUGCUAGAAUGGGAAAGAUCUAAAAUUGCUGAGGACAUGGAAAGAGAAGAACAAUUGUACAAUACAAUGUCCUCUGUUAUAAUUUUCCUUCAGAAAGUUGAGCCAAUGUGAUGUGCUUACACCUUUCAUGGCAUCUUGGCAAAGUAGAAUGAAGUCAUGAGAUUUGCCUCUAUUAUUGGCAUAGUUUUGUUUGUUGACUAGAGGGGAUAUUACUGGAACCUCUUGUAAGCUAAACUUAAAUUAGUUUAUUUGACUUUAGCUGGUCUCUCUCAAACUUGGAGAUUUGGAAUUAUUAACAUGAUUUCGUUUCAGAGGAAGUUUAUGUUUUUUGAUCAACAUGUAUGUAAUUUUGUAACUUUUCUGUUGAAUAGAGCUCCGCAGAGUGCGUUUUGUUUUAAUUGUGAAGCUCUUUACUUUUUCUAGC
Juglans regia (Persian walnut) is the source of this 1700-nucleotide messenger RNA. Its product is annotated as protein DEFECTIVE IN MERISTEM SILENCING 3-like. NCBI's taxonomy places the organism in Eukaryota, Viridiplantae, Streptophyta, Magnoliopsida, Fagales, Juglandaceae. The transcript has 3 exons. The record is from RefSeq and is a predicted model, not a curated record. The coding region runs from base 855 to 1202 and encodes 115 amino acids.